This is a messenger RNA of Rangifer tarandus platyrhynchus (Svalbard reindeer), 543 nucleotides long. The record is from the annotation of a GenBank genome assembly. Lineage: Eukaryota; Metazoa; Chordata; Mammalia; Artiodactyla; Cervidae.
AUGGCGCUUCGGCUGCGGUUCUGGGAAUUGUUGCCGUUUUGCAGAAACCCCGGGUGUCGGGUGGCAGCGCUCUCGACCAGUGCUGAGCCAGCGGUGAAGCCUGAGGUGGACCCCGUGGGAAAUGAAGCUAUUGCCCCAGAGUUCACCAACCGGAACCCCCGGAAUCUGGAGCUCUUAGCUGUAGCCAGAAAAGAGCGGGGUUGGGGGACCGUGUGGCCCUCCCGUGAGUUCUGGCACAGGUUGCGAGUUAUAAGGAGUCAGCAUCAUACAGAAGCACUUGUUGAGCAUCGCAGUGGCCAGGUUGUGGUUUCGGCAUCCACUCGUGAAUGGGCCAUUAAAAAGCACCUUUACAGCACCAAAAAUGUGGUGGCUUGUGAGAGUGUAGGACGAGUGCUGGCACAGCGGUGCUUGGAAGCAGGAAUCAACUUCAUGGUCUACCAACCCACUCCUUGGGAGGCAGCGUCAGACUCGAUGAAACGACUACAGAUUGCCAUGAUAGAGGGUGGUGUGGUGCUGCAGGAGCCUCGGAGAAUCUAUGAAUGA